GCCACCUACGGAAACGAACAGAAUAUAUCUAAUCGCGGAACAGCUCAAAUCCGGAUCGUCCGCUUCCGUGCAAAAACAAGUGGCCCGGUGCCAUUCCCAUCGUCAUCGUCAACCACUCUAAUCCAUCAGAUCUGCCGUGGCCGAACCCGAAGUUCACCUUUCGAUCCGAGCGGACCCGCCUCCGGUGCCGGUUACGCUUUUGGCAAGAUUGCACUGCGUGACUCAAUGAACAGGAGGCGACGAACAAAUUCCAGGCCUGCUGCAACCAUUUAUGCUUUUAGCGAAAAAUCGAAUCUCCGGAUUGAUUACGAUGCAGCUUCGGCGGUGACAGUGACCAUCGUGGAUCUCUCUAUCCAACCACGAAUACGGGCUGCAGAGUUUGGGGAAUGUGAUCCUCCGGAGCAAAACUAGCAGGCGCGAUGGACAUCCUGAUCGAGCCGGACUGCUACAAAGUGUGCCGCAUCUGUAUGGAGAGCUGCGAGGAUGAUUUCGUGUGUGUUUACGACGAGUUCGAGGAUAUGAUACUGAGCGACGUGAUCACGGAGUGUGCCCGAAUUGAAAUCCGUAAGCACGAUGCACUUCCGCGGAAUGCAUGCCGGAACUGCGCAGAGUACAUGAUCAUCGCCUACCACAUCAUUCAAAAGUGCCGUGAAUCGGAUGCGACCCUCCGAUCGAUUUUUCGGCACGAGCUGAACGUGCGUGAGGGCGAGCGGAACAAUGGGUUAGCGCGGGAAGGUGCCCGCAUGCGGGUCACCGAAGACAUGGACCCUUCGGAUUAUGAAUUCCUGUUGGGGCUUGGGCUGGACGGUGAGCCAUUGCUCGAGGCGCCCAGCUUCACUUCCCCGGUAGAUGGUGAAAUGGCUGGCGCACCUGCAUAUGACCAACCUGUUUCAUCACUGGCAACUGUAAACCAGCAGCAGCAGCACCAGCACCAGGAGGAGGAGGAAAUGCAACCGAAUUCAUUAUCAGCAGCAUCGUAUACAGAAGAAACGACCAGCAACGACCAUUCGUCUCAAAUUGUUGGUGAAGAGGCUGCUGCUGUUGCUGGGCCCGCAGAAAUCGCCCACGAAUCUAGUGAAACGAAUGAAGAAGAUUCAUCCGUACCGCAGGGUGAGCAGAAGAAGUGCUGUGGUUGCCGGAAGCUUUUCUAUAACGAGCGCAGCUUGCUUGAGCAUUGUCGAGACGUGCAUCUACCAGCACAGGAAUGCCAACAGGAGGGUAGCUCCGACGAUGGUAAACGAUUGCGCUGUACCGUAUGCUAUAGAGGGUUCAGUAGUUUGCAGCUGCUCAAGGAACACCAGCGAACGGUGAACCGGAAGUACGUCUGUGCGCGCUGUGGCAAGCGGUUUAUGACCCAAGCAAACCUAGAUACGCACAGCAAAUGCCACAAGGACAGGGAAACGUACAAAUGUUGCGGAUGUCGGGGCGAGUUCGAAACGGAGCUGGAGCUGCUACUCCACUCCGAGCAGGUACACCGACCGGAGCGGAAGGAGGAUUCAGACAAACCGUUCGAGUGUGAAACAUGCUUCCGCCGUUACUCGAAGCGUAAGUCGCUGGUGAAACAUCGGCGCAUGGCGCGCCAAUUUCAGUGCCAAACAUGUGGCGCAAUCUUUAUGAAGCAACUAUUCCUCACGCUCCACACCGAGAGCGUCCAUCGUCAGGGUUUGGAACAGGAACAACAGUCGCACCAGCAGCCACUGGUGCAACAAGAUCAAACACAUCUGCAAAAGUACCGAUGUUGCGGUGGCUGUCGUGAUGAGUUUGCGGAUAUGGCCGCACUGCGGGAACACUCCGAGCGGGUGCACGGCAAGGAGGACGAUCGAACGCGUGCCCAGGGAGUCGAUCGACCGUUUCAGUGUUCAAUCUGUCGCAAACGGUUCGCCACUGCCAUCUAUCUGUUGCAGCACCGAAGCCGAGAGUUCCGCGAGAAAUGCUUUCCAUGUAGUAUCUGUGGUCGAUCGUUUAAUCGGGCGCACGAUCUAUCCAACCACCAGACGACGCACUCGAACGAGAUGCCAUUCGAGUGUAAUGUCUGUGGGCGACGAUUCAAGAACAAAAUCUAUCUCAAGAAUCACUGCAAGCUGCAUGCCAGCAGUGCGAAGGAGCACGUGUGCCGCCAGUGUGGCAAAUGCUUCCGGACCAAGGAGCUGCUGAAGACACACCAUAUCUCCCAUUCGCAGGAGCGCAAACACGGGUGCACGGUUUGCGGGGCUGCCUUCAAGCGGCUUCAGUGCCUAAAGAUACACACCCGGGUGCACACCCGGGAGAAAGCGUACGAGUGCACGGUCUGCCGGAAGCGGUACGUGCAAGCUUCCGACCUUAAACGGCAUAUGCUGACCCACAAUCCGGAUGUCGAGGGAAAACCGUUCCAGUGUGAACACUGCUUACGGCGCUAUCCACGGAAGGACUACCUGAAGAUGCACGUUCGUCGACAGCAUCCGGAACAACAAACCGCCCAGCCGGAACCUCAGCAGCUCCCCGAUGCUCUAGAAUUGUUUACAGCAGCUAACGAAACGGAACAGCCAGCGACGGUCGCGACGGGUGCCACAGCAGCUUUAGCAGUUGCAGUCAUGGUCGAUGAUGAUGAUGUAGGGGAUUUUAUGCGUCUAUGCUAAACGCUCUUCGAGCGAGCCUUUUGCGAAAUAAAAAUCGGUUUAUUAUACAAAGUA
Anopheles aquasalis is the source of this 2669-nucleotide messenger RNA. RefSeq names its product zinc finger protein 528-like. Gene Ontology annotation, cellular component: nucleus. Gene Ontology annotation, biological process: regulation of DNA-templated transcription. Lineage: Eukaryota; Metazoa; Arthropoda; Insecta; Diptera; Culicidae. Gene Ontology annotation, molecular function: zinc ion binding; DNA-binding transcription factor activity, RNA polymerase II-specific; RNA polymerase II cis-regulatory region sequence-specific DNA binding. The record is from RefSeq and is a predicted model, not a curated record.